AUGUUACUCUUAUUGCUAGUGGGGCUGCGGACUGCUACAGCCUGUAUAGCGAGUGUAGACCCAGAAGAUGUUACAACGCCUCCACCUCCUUGCCUGACGUGUCCGCUGCCGGUCUAUCGGAACAACUGUAAUGGCGUAUCCGGACGAUCUCCGUGCCCAAAUUCUGCACAAGCCAACGUACAAGCAAGGAAUAGUGGGACUGAUUGCAUACUCGUAUUUCGCUGUCCAGCCGGUACAAGAGCAUUUGUCUGGCCAACAGGGCGGAACACACCUAUACCGUACUCAGGCACAGAUCUAAUCUGUGAUGGACCAGGUGGGAAUCAAUGGCGCACGGACAUGGGUUUGAACGUGGAAUCAUUGUCAUGCAUGGGACCUGUUCCUGUAGUUGACUGCACAUUAUGUCCUUCUGUGCCGCGAACGUACGUUGAUUGCACCAUAUAUGGAAGGAUGAAUUGCUAUCCAAAUCCGGCGAUGAUCUCGGCCGACAUACAGAAAACUGGUCAGCAAUGCAGGCUCAUCGUUCUAUGCGGACCUGGCACAACUUUUCAUUAUAUUGGUCCAAGCGGUCCGGUGGAUACGGGUAGCACAAUCGGUAUACCGAUAUGCACAAUGACUGGACUUACCUGGGUUUUUAUGGGAACAACCAUUACUGGUGUGACUUGCAUGAGUGCCACAUAA
Messenger RNA from Necator americanus (New World hookworm), 678 nucleotides. RefSeq lists its product as uncharacterized. Bases 1 to 678 code for a protein of 225 amino acids. The record is from RefSeq and is a predicted model, not a curated record. NCBI's taxonomy places the organism in Eukaryota, Metazoa, Nematoda, Chromadorea, Rhabditida, Ancylostomatidae. The transcript is spliced from 5 exons.